Diospyros lotus (date-plum) is the source of this 5677-nucleotide messenger RNA. RefSeq names its product gamma-tubulin complex component 3. The record is from RefSeq and is a predicted model, not a curated record. Gene Ontology annotation, molecular function: gamma-tubulin binding; microtubule minus-end binding. Gene Ontology annotation, cellular component: equatorial microtubule organizing center; gamma-tubulin small complex; centrosome. Gene Ontology annotation, biological process: cytoplasmic microtubule organization; meiotic cell cycle; microtubule nucleation. The coding region runs from base 84 to 2651 and encodes 855 amino acids. NCBI's taxonomy places the organism in Eukaryota, Viridiplantae, Streptophyta, Magnoliopsida, Ericales, Ebenaceae. The transcript has 5 exons.
GAAACCCUCGCUCGUGCUCUCUCUCUCUCUCUCUCUCUCUCUGGCCCUUUCUCUGAGUACACUUUCUCUCUCUAGAAUUGGGCAUGGAAGAGGGCAACCACAAGGGUUUAGAUCUAGUGAGGGAGCUUGUCCGCCGCUUAUUCUUCACGAACUCCAAUCCCUCCAAACAAGAUGAAGAACAAGCUCUCAAGUAUGCGAUUCGCAUUCUAUCCAGCCAACUUACGCCGUCGAUAGCCGCCGACGAGGCUGCCAUGGCCGAGUCCAUCAAGCGCCGCCUCGCCACCCAAGGUAAAUCCUCCGACGCUCUCACUUUCGCCGACCUCUACUUCAAAUUCGCCGCCAAAACCGGCCCUGGAAGCGUCAACAACAAGUGGGCCGUGCUCUAUUUGCUCAAAGUCGUCUCCGAGGAUCGGAGCAACCAAAAGGUUCGAUCCGAUUCCACCGUUUCGUUUUCUGGACUAUCUCGAUUGUUUGAUGCUCAAUUGAAUCAUAGCUCCAGUUCUGCUGCGAACGGUACUUCUACUUCUAGGGCUUUGAGUAAUCGGCAGAAGGUAGAGAAGGGUUGGAGUGGCGGUGUCUUGAUGGUGUCGAAAGACCCUGACAAUAUUCGUGAUUUGGCGUAUAGGGAGUUUGCGAUUUUGUUGAAGGAAGAGAAUGAGGUGUCCGAGGAGGUUUUGGUUAGGGAUGUGCUGUACGCUUGCCAAGGAAUUGACGGGAAGUAUGUGAAAUUUGACAAAAAUGUUGAUGGGUAUACAUUACCGGAUGCUAUUAGAGCACCAAGAUCUACUAGGAUUAUGGUUAGGAAGCUCUGCGAGCUCGGGUGGUUGUUUAGGAAGGUUAAAGGGUAUAUAUCAGAGAGCAUGGAUCGGUUCCCAGCUGAAGAUGUUGGCACAGUUGGACAAGCCUUUUGUGCUGCACUGCAAGAUGAGCUUUCUGAGUAUUAUAAGUUGUUGGCUGUGCUUGAAUCGCAAGCUAUGAAUCCUGUCCCCCUGGUCUCAGAAAGUGCGAGUUCUGGAAACUAUAUAUCAUUGAGGAGGCUGUCCGUUUGGUUUGCUGAACCAAUGGUGAAAAUGAGGCUUAUGGCUGUUCUUGUUGACAGUUGCAAGGUUCUGAGGGGUGGGGCAAUGGCAGGGGCAAUUCAUAUGCACGCUCUUCAUGGUGAUCCACUUGUGCAUAAUUUCAUGAGGCGAUUACUGCGCUGUGUUUGUUCUCCCCUUUUUGAGAUGGUGAGGAGUUGGGUUUUAGAAGGGGAGCUUGAAGACAUAUUUGCUGAAUUUUUUGUUUUGAGUCAGCCAGUGAAAGCCGAGUCUCUUUGGACAGAGGGUUACCAGCUUCAUGCUGGAAUGCUUCCUUCUUUCAUAUCGCAAUCUCUUGCUCAGCGGAUAUUAAGGACUGGGAAGUCCAUAAAUUUCCUCCGGGUAUGCUGUGAGGAUCGCGGUUGGGCUGAUGCUGCAAUGGAAGCUGCUGCAGCUGCAGGUACCACAACAACAAGAGGGGGUCUUGGAUAUGGUGAAACCGAUGCACUUGAAUCCCUGGUUGCUGAAGCUGCAAAGAGAAUUGACAAGCAUCUGAUUGAUGUUCUGUACAAGAGGUACAAGUUCAAAGAACAUUGCCUUGCUAUUAAGCGUUAUUUACUACUUGGCCAAGGUGACUUUGUUCAGUAUCUAAUGGAUAUUGUUGGGCCAGAGUUAUCAGAGCCUGCUAAUAACAUAAGCUCAUUCAAGCUUGCUGGGUUGUUAGAAAGUGCAAUUCGGUCAUCUAAUGCACAGUAUGAUGAUCCCGACAUAUUGGAUAGGUUAAGGGUGAAGAUGAUGCCACACAAUGCUGGAGAUAGGGGCUGGGAUGUUUUUUCUUUGGAAUAUGAUGCAAGAAUUCCAUUAAACACUGUAUUUACAGAGUCGGUUAUGGAAAGGUAUUUAAGAAUCUUCAAUUUCUUGUGGAAGCUUAGACGGGUGGAACAUGCUCUUAUAGGGGCCUGGAAGACAAUGAAACCAAAUUCUAUCACUUCUCACUUUUUCAGUAAGCUGCAACAUUCUGUUAAGUUGCAGUUACUUUUGACCUCAAGACGAUGUCAAGUGCUUAGGGAUGACAUGAAUCAUUUUGUCACACAUUUGCAGUAUUAUAUUAUGUUUGAAGUCUUGGAGGUUUCGUGGUCUAAUUUUUCAAAUGAAAUGGAAGCUGCUAGGGAUCUUGAUGAUCUACUUGCAGCACAUGAGAAAUACCUGAAUUCAAUUGUUGAGAAAUCUUUACUCGGAGAAAGAUCUCAAACACUAUAUAAGACUCUCUUUGUUUUGUUUGAUCUUAUCCUACUAUUUCGGAGCCAUGCAGAUCGUUUAUAUGAAGGAAUUUACGAGUUGCAAGCAAGAAUCAUGGAGUCCUCUAGAGACAAGAGCAAAUCACGCUUGCCUUCAAAUGAUAAAGCAUCAAAGCCUGGAUCAUGGGUUAGUGAAGGCCGUAAGGCCCUAAUGCAACGGGCUUUUGAAUUUCUAAAAAAUAUGGAACAAGAACUGGAUGCAAUUGACAAGGAGUAUUCCUCAUUGCUUGAAAGCUUUAUAUCUUGGUUGCCUGUGCAACAACACAUUGAUUUGAAGUUUCUCCUUUUCCGGCUUGACUUCAAUGAAUUUUACAGCAGGAUUGAGCCCAACACAUAGACAUGGCUUACAGUGUCUUGUUUUGGUCCCAAUAAAUGUUUUAACAAUUCAAACCAUGGCAGAUUCUUGUUUAUUCACCGAUUGCCAAUGUGCAAAUGGCUUGCGGUGGACAGCUAACUCGGGAACUAGCACUUGCCUUUUCUAUUUGCCGUUUUGGAUGACUUCUGUUCUGGAUGGUUUGUUUGGAAGCUUUUUAAGGUAGUGUUGAAGGUAUAUUACUUUCAUGAUUAGUAUGCUGAUGUAGCUGUGUACAGUGUACACGUAUUAUAUUGUUCUACGACACCCAAAUGACGAUUUCAUGUGUUUUUGAGGUGGUUGCAAGCUAUUCAUGUUGAGUUUGUACAGCUGUACCAUAGUUCUGUGUUGGCUAAAUGGUAACAAUGCUGAUGUGAUGUUCGUGGCUUUGUGCCCUUUGAACCUUGUAGAGAAAGCAAACAUGCUGUGUUUCUGUGGAUUGAUGAUUAGGCUGGGAUACCAAACAGGAAAAGGAAAUAUUCAAGGGUAAGGCUCAAACCAGGGUUGAACUGACUUUCAAACAAUGAAUUAAAUAAAAGAUAAUUAUAACUUAAAUCUAAACAAUAAAAAAAGAAAUCAUAGUCCAAUCACUUGGUGAAUCGCCACAUUUUUGUCGGCCAGUUUUUUUUCCAUCCUGGUUUGACCAAUCAAUCCGGUUUAGUUUUUUAAAGCAGAGGUUUGGAUGCAUUAUGCCAAAUUUGUGGUUCAAUGGAGAUGGGUGUGUUGAGGAUCAUGUUUGGUUUGGUGAUGCAAUUGGUGCAUAUAGCAAUGACCAACAGGAGGCCUAAAUUGGAUAUGCUAAUCUCCUGCCUCUGCCUGGCCCAAUCCUCAAUUGGGAGGGUAUGAUUGUUGAGUUCUAUGCCAAAUUCUUGCAAGUUGAAUAAAAGUUCAGUACUAGUUGGCAAAGGGAGCUUUGAGUGCAAAUGAUGGUGUGAUUUCAUAUAUUAAGUGGUUUUGAGAAAGUGCUAGAUUGAAAAUGGUUCAAUACCUAACAGACCUUCAUUCAUAUACUUCUCAAGGGAAUGCAGUGAAUUUAAGGUAGAAUUGAUAAAUCAUCAUCUCUUUACAUUGUCUAGAUUAUUUUGAAUAUGCUAGCAACAUUAAAGACUUCGUUCAACCGCCCAAGGGUGAACAUUCAUUGGAACUGAACUGAAAUUUCUGAAAACCAAACAAACUGAACUAUUCUCCAAGCCAACUGAACCGAGCUAAAAGAGAAAACCAAGGAAACUGAUUGCUGAAACAACUUAAUAAACAAAACAAAUUGAACAAGAAACAAAAAGGGUUCUAUGAGGUUAACUUUAGGUCUGGUAUCACUUUAACCUAGAUAUGGCAUCAUUCAUUAUUAAGAAGAAAUGAAAAAAAGGUUUUUUUUUUUUUUGGGGGGGGGGGGGUGUGAAGACAAGGAAGAAGCAUUGGAAUUGGUUUCAAAUUGAGAAUAAUAGAAAAGAGGAUGAUGAAGAACGAAAGAAGUCUCAGAGGAGCCCCUUCUCUACUCAUCAAGCCGAGAUUUUUGUUUGGAAAAUCAAGAUUUGAGUUUGCAAGAAAAUGAAAAGAAAACAAAACAAAACAAAAAAAAAAAAAGAAAAAAGAAAAAGAAGACUAAUAGAAAGAAUUAGUCUUCUUUGAAACAUUUCGCUGCAACCAUCAUCAAGAAUCAGCACCUGGAAAUUAUUUGGAUGACUCGUGGUUACAACAAUUUUCAGACCAAGUAGGGACUUAUCCAAAUCAAACAAACAAGAGUACCUUAAGAAUCAAUGUAGAUAACUACUGUUAGAAUACAGUUGUUUUGCCUUUCAGGUUAAAGGAGGAUAAAUCUGUUCUUAGCAGCCAGAGUUGUCAAGCUGCUGCCAUUGAAUAGAGUCAACCAAAAAUGAUAUGCAAGUUCAAAAUAUUGCAUAUAUCAUUGAAUUUGGCAGGGAUUCUUUUCAGGAUUGUUGGUCUCUCUGAAUCUAUUCCAAAGGAAGAUUGCUAGCGAGUAAUUAGAAAUUAUGAUGUUUGGAGAAGUUGUAGAUCCUCUUCUUGAGCAUCAACAAUUACACUAGUGGAACCAUAAUGAUAUGAACAAUAGACGAAGGAAACCCUUUUAUGGAGGAACUUGUGUUGAUGGGGAUUUUAGGGCCUUUGGCUAAAAACCUCCACUAAAUUCAAGUGGUUUUAUGAUCAAAUGGGGCUUGCCUUAUGAUACCAGGUUUGAGCUACCAAGGCCAUACUGAGGAUCAACAUAACACGGUGAAAGAUGUGUGGAAUUUUGAUGACAUAAUCCUUGUUGCAGACAGAGCGGUGGGUAUCAUUAUCGCCUUCAUAGAAAGAUAUGCAAGCUUCUUGUCAUACCCUUGCAAUGUCACUGCCCUCAAACAGUGAGGUGGAACACUUAAAAUGGGGUUUAUUGGUGGAGGGGCUUCCAUAAAUGUCCUCCUUUUCUUGGUAACUGAACAGUGUGCGACUCUCCCCAUGUGGGAAAAGCUCACCUUAAUAGGUGAUGAUUGAAUGUGCUACACCUUGAUAAAAGCAUUUUCACAGUAUGCUUGUGGUUGGCGAGGGAGACUCCUUUCAUGCUAUGAAUAACUUGUAGAAUGUCAAUGCCCUUUAGCUGUUUCUUGGAAAGAAUUUAGUUCAACAGUCCAAGCUGAACACAAAUAGAGUUGUGAAUCUUGGGUGUGAAGAAAUUGUAAGCCACGGGGCUGUUUCCUUUCGACUUGAAGAUGCUUAAUGUAGUUGGAUUGAUGCGCUCCCGUUCUCACUCUCUUCCGACUCAGGCCGAGAAUGAUGAUGUAGUGAGCAUCAAGACAAGACAACUGGAAAAUAUCUUAGUGAAGUUGGCCAGGCCAUGCACGCCUGUUGGCUCGGCAUGGCACUCCUUUCCAAUAUAGCAGGUUAGGGAUUUGAAUGUGUCUGGUUUCAGAAUAUUUGUUGGGGUUGAAGUUUUAGAUGAAACAGGAGACUUGUAUUUUAUUGAUCAGAUUCCGCCGGUUGGAUAGAAGAGUUGAAAUGCAGAGGUCAGCUAUUAUUAA